CCACUUCACACUCUCACUCUCUUUUCAAGCUCUAAAACUUUCAAACAUGGGACACAAAAUCCUCUUCUUUCUCACACUCACAACAGUAGUGCUAGCCACAUCCAUCUCAGCCCACAACAUCACCGACAUUCUCUCAGGCUUCCCAGAGUACUCAGACUUCAACAAAUACCUCACCCAAACGAAACUCAACGACGAGAUCAACAGUCGCCAAACAAUCACUGUCCUUGUCCUGAACAACGGCGCCUUGUCCGCCCUCACAGCCAAACACCCCAUCUCCGUCAUUAAAAACGCGCUCAGCCUCCACGUCAUCCUCGACUACUACGACCCGACCAAGCUCCACCAAAUCCCAAAGGGCUCGACUCUCAGCACCACUCUUUACCAAACUACCGGAAAUGCCCCUGGAAAUCUAGGCUUUGUCAAUAUCACCGACCUCCAGGGUGGCAAAGUCGGCUUCGGCUCGGCGGUUCCCGGCUCGAAACUCGACUCGAGCUACACCAAAGCGGUCAAGCAAAUCCCUUACAACAUUUCGGUGAUCGAGAUCAGCGCGCCGAUCAUCGCGCCGGGACUUUUGACGGCUCCGGCUCCUACGGCUUCCGACGUUAACAUAACGGCCGCGCUUGAGAAGGCUGGGUGCAAGACCUUCGCGUCGUUGAUUACCUCUAACGGCGUGAUUAAAACUUUUCAGUCAACGGCUGAUAAGGGUUUGACCCUUUUUGCACCGAACGACGAGGCGUUUAAAGCCGCUGGAGUACCUGAUCUAAACAAGCUCUCCAACGCUGAUAGAAUCUCGCUCUUACUCUAUCAUGCACGCGCUGGCUACACUCCCAAGGGAACUUUGAAAACCACAAAGGAUCCGAUCGACACUUUGGCGACUAACGGUGCCGGAAAGUACGAUCUGAAAGUCACGACGGCCGGAGACGAGGUCACGCUUCACACCGGAGUGGACUCGUCGAGAAUCGCCGACACGGUGCUCGACGCCACGCCUUUGGCUAUCUUCACCGUCGACAAUGUGCUUCUUCCGGAAGAGCUGUUCGGAAAGUCUCCCUCGCCUGCGCCGGCUCCGGGGCCGGUGACGACUCCAAGUCCAGCGCCUGUUUUGGCUCCAAGUCCGGCGUCUAAGGCGCCGUCUCCGGCGAAAGCUUCGCCGCCUGCACCUCCAGCAGAGACUCCUACGAAUUCUCCGGCGGACUCUCCGACGGCGGAGUCUGAGAGCAGUAAGACGACGGCAAGCGGAGCGCAUAACGUGAAGGGUUCUGCAGUGAUGGCAGUAGUUCUCACGGGCUGUGCCACUGUUAUUUCCUCGCUUAUCCUGUCCUGAGUAGUAAUUUCAUAGGUCUUUUUAAAACUGUUGCUUUUUUUUUUUUUAAUUUUUUGAGUUAUUAUUCUGUUAGUAGUUUUGUUAUUUAUUUUUGGAUUUAAGCUUAGCUGCGCAUUUUAGCAGCAGUGUCACGGUGUGUGUCAUUUUGGGUGGUUCAUAUUAAUGCCUUUGCCAGCUCUUUUUUUUUAAA
Messenger RNA from Quercus robur (English oak), 1508 nucleotides. Its product is annotated as fasciclin-like arabinogalactan protein 10. NCBI's taxonomy places the organism in Eukaryota, Viridiplantae, Streptophyta, Magnoliopsida, Fagales, Fagaceae. Gene Ontology annotation, cellular component: plasma membrane. The record is from RefSeq and is a predicted model, not a curated record. The transcript has a single exon. Bases 47 to 1318 code for a protein of 423 amino acids.